Molecule: messenger RNA, 4541 nt
Organism: Rhopalosiphum padi (bird cherry-oat aphid)
Lineage: Eukaryota; Metazoa; Arthropoda; Insecta; Hemiptera; Aphididae
Exons: 4
Coding region: 84-2660 (858 amino acids)
Source: RefSeq, a predicted model, not a curated record
UGAAAACUAAAUACUAAUUAGUCAGUAAGUGUAUAAUAAUUACGAUAGUUGUACGUAUUGUGAAUAAAAUAAUAAUUGUAAAAAUGGAUGCUUUAUUACAAGAAGAGCUGCCUGAAAUAGUUAGUAAUGGUGCGUUUGGAAAAAACCUCAAAUAUGUUUCGUUUGAAUUGAACAAGGAAUACGUUGGAGAGGAUCAGUACAUGUCCACUGUGGUAUUUGGUACAGUGACAACUUCUGACAAAUCACAAUAUCAGGUUGUAAUUAAAUUAAAACUUCGAGAUGAGGAGCUAAGAGUUAGGUUUAAAAUCGACUUUCAAUUCCAUAACGAAAUUACCAUGUAUGAAAAAAUUAUACCAUUUUUAUUUGAAUGCCACCGAUCAUUAAAUGAAGCCGAAGACUGCAGGCCAUCAUUAGCUCGAUUUUUUUACGGUCGUAAUAAAUGUGGCGAAUACUUUGAAAGAGAUUUAAUAGUGUUAGAAAAUGUUAAACCUCUGGGAUUCCAAUUGAGCGAAGAACGGCUGUUUAUUGACUAUGAUCAUGUUGUAUCUGCAUUACGAGCGUUAGCAAAGUUUCACGGGUUGUCAUACACAGCGAAAUAUAAAGAUCCACACAGAUUACAAAAAAUCAUCAUGUAUCUUCGGGAUACUCAGUUUGACGUGAACGGACAAUGGUUACUAACGAACAAUGCAUUAAAGAAAUUAUGCAAACGAGGAGUCGACCGCCUGCUUGAACGUAGCGGUGACCUUUACCGGGACAACAAGCACUUGCGACGAUUUAACGAGCUUAUCGAUGAUGGAAAUAACACACUGAGGCGUGCGCUGCAUCAUCGAGAACCGUUCUCUGUCGUGUGCCACGGGGACUUCAACAGGAACAAUGUGUUAUUUCAGUACGACGAUUCUGGUCUUCCAGUCGACGUGCUACUGUUCGAUUUUGGUACUCCUCGUUACGGGUCACCGGCGUUAGAUAUUUCGUUUUUCUUGUACAUGAACACUACGAAAAAUAUGCGUGAAAAUCACUGGGACGACUUAUUGAACGAAUACUGUGCCACUUUGGCGAAAUCCGUACCUUCUGUCGUUUGCGUGCCGAACAGGGCUCAACUGGACUCUGAAAUGGCCGCGAGCGCUAUUUUUGGCUUUGCACAUGCGUCAUUUUUCCUACCCUGCCAGAUUGAUCCUAAUCCUACAGAUUUGGAAUUGGAUGAAGAAAAAAAUAUUAAGUUGUUAUUACAAAAGGGGGGAGACAAAGGAACGGAUAUGGUGGCUGAUCUAGUUCAACACAUUGUCGAUAUGGGAUACACGAAUGUGUCGCGACGCAUUUACGACGGAAUUGAACGCGCGAUGAACACGAGUCGCGACUCGCUCAAGCAGUGGCUGUCGGACGUGCUGACGGCCGACGGGGCGUACGGCGCCACCGCCGACCGGCCGGCCACGUUCGACCCGGACAGGGAUCCCCGGCACGCGUCCCGGCCCAAGCAGACGCAGCGGCUGUCGUCGGUGGUGGCGUCCGGUCGGCUGACCGUGGCGGCCGGCGGGUCGCGCGGCCCCGUGGACGUCCGGCUGACCGUCAAACUGAAGCCGCCCGUGGAACUGCUGCGCACCGUGCUCAAGUCGGACCGGCAGUUCCACAACGAGAUACACGCGUACCAGAACGUGUUGCCGUUCCUGUCCGAACACCUGCCGGAGGGGGCCCGCGGUCCCGCGCUGCCCGUGUUCGUGUACGGCCGCAACGAGUGCGGCGCCCGGUGGCCAGAGGACGUCGUCGUGCUGGUGGACCCGCGCGGCCAGGGCUAUACGCUCGCCCGCGCCCCGGAACACGGUGGCGGCGCCGCGAGCGCGCACAUGGACUACAACCACCUGGCCGUGGCCAUCGCCGCGCUCGGCCGGUUUCACGGCAUGUCGUUCACCGCCAAGCAGAAGAACCCCGUGGCCUUUCGCAAGCUGGUGGGCAACCUGCGCGAGAUCCAGUGGGACGAGGACGGUUGGCUGGUCAAGGGCAACGGGCUCAAGUCGCUGAGCAUGCGCGGUGCCCGGCCGCUGAUGGACCAGGAAAAGUACCGGGACGGCAAGCUCAAGGGAUUCCUCACCAUGAUCCGGGAGGCGGACCGCAACCUUAAACUGGCGAUGACGCCCAAGGAACCGUUCGCGGUCAUAUGUCACGGUGACUACUGCAAGCCCAACAUACUGUUCGAGUACGACGAGGCCGGACAGCCGCGGGACGCCAUGAUCACCGAGUUCACAGCCGUCAGGUACGGUUCGCCCGGACUGGACUUGUCAUACUUUCUGUACAAAAACGCGGACAAAGACGUGCAGGACAACCGGUGGGAAGACCUGUUGGCCGUCUACUUGGAAUCGGUGGUUGCCGUGCUGCCGGCAGACGUUAAGGCGCCCACCGCGGAGCAGCUGCACCACGAGCUCAGGUUCCACGCGCUAUACGGUUACGCACACCUGUUGUUCGCCGUGCCGAACAUGAUCAACGACAACCCUCGUGGACUGUUGGACAUCGAUGGCGACGACGACAAGACGACCGUCGAAGACCUGCUGGUCGCCCGGAUCGACGCGGCUGACGAGAAGAUAACCGAAAUCCUUUCAGGGACCGUCCGUCACAUCAUCGACCACGGUUACGCGGAGCAGUACGAGUUCUCUUCGAAUUCCCGCCUGUAGAGUGAAGACGAAUAUGGCGUUCUGUCGAUAAUAUACGUCUGUUUUGACGUUAUGUAUUAUAUUUUUAAUUAUUACUAGGAUUAUGAAUUUGUAGCAACGCGUAUUUUUUUUUAUUAGUUUAUUGUUAAUUGUACCUUUCUUUACAGAAAGUUUCAUUAAUAUUAUAUGACAAUGAAUUUAAGUUUAAUGCAUAUUUUAUUUCGAAUUAAUUAGGUAUAGGUAAUUUUUUUUUAUUUAUUGCAUUUCAAUAUGCAGUUUUAAAGAUUUUAAUUGUAUUUAUUAAACAUUUAUUAUAGUGCAUAGACAGCUCUAACUAUUAUUAUUUUAUCGGUCCAGCGCAAAAUCGUUUUCUUUUGUUUUAAAUCCACGAAUUACGUUUUGCCUCCACCGCCAUAAUGUUAUCACCUCUUCAGACCGUACGGUAUAAACUUACCGAUGCGUUAAUUAUUCAGCUUUAGCCGGCGCUUUCACAAAAUUAUCGUCACGUCCCACUCGGUCGGUACCUACGAAAAGACGAUGGUGUCGGCGUCGUUUCUUCUAAACCGUAAAGUUCAUAUCUAUAAAUUGUCCUGCAUCUCAUCUCUCCGGCUGAAUAUCAUUAUACUACGAUUGUUUUUCGUCCAAUCGCGUAAAUAUAAUUCAAUAUAAUAUUAUUAUAACGUUUGCCAGAGAUAGAAGGAAUAAUAAUAUAAUAAAAAAUACUUUCCUAAUUCAAUUAACCUGUAAUUUAUAAUACAACAAUAUUUGUAUUGUUAUCGUUUGUUCGGUGUCGGACGAAACGAAAAAAAAACAAACUAAACAAUUUUUCUACCCGAGCCCGCGAGCCCGCCCUCCCGCACUGCAUUAUUAUAUACCGUUCGAUAUCGCGGAAAAUCCGCUCUUCCUCUUCCACCCCACUGCCAUGACCGAACACCGUGGUCCCGAUACCAUUUGCCCGAAUGGAUUUCCAACCAUAUCCGAUUUUAACUGCGCCCUGGCGGCCAAUAAAUCUGAAUUUAACCGUAGUCCACGCGCAUAAAACAUUUGUCGUUGCCGCCAGCUAAACGCGCAUUAACAACCCUUCACCUCCACUACCAGGACCGUAAGUAAAUCGUAACCGUAGCCACCGUCACCCGACGCCGCCAUCACCAAAACCUCCGUCGUCCGAUCCGUGUUCCGCAGCAGGUCCUUUCCUAUAAUAUGUACGCGUGUCUUUUUACCUAUAUAGCACGAUAGGAUGGUGGCAUGGGAAUAUGAGGUGUCGACCCGAAGGGUAUACGUAUAACACAACCCGAUAUGGUUAACAGAUGUCGAUCGCUACUCUGUGCGCGUGUGUGUGUGUGUGUGUGUAUCUUAUCGAUAAUCCGACAAGAGACCAAAAACAUUGUAUUAUUAUUAUUAUUUUAUUAUUGUAAUGUUAUAAUAAAGUGAAUAUACGUACGUCGGAAACUGUAAAUAAAUUUAAGCCGUAACUUGUUUAAAGUUUUUUUUUCAGAUCGAAAAAAAAUACGAGAGAAACGGGAAGUCGAUUUCCAUUCGCUAAUUGCCCCAUAACUCAAAACGACGGUAUUUUUUCCGAUACGCAUUUUGUAGGACUGGUAAUUUUUCAAACAAAAUCAGACUGGUAGGUAUUAUUAUAAAAUUAUUUUCUUAUUUCAGAAAGUCACUCCUAAUGUAAUUAGUUUUUGACGUUCGUCGAUUUUUCAAGAAAUAUAUUUCCUUUGUUAACAUUUAUUUUUCGUACCGAUAACGAACUAUAUGCCCAGUGUGUAUUCAACAUUGUAAGAUCAUUAAACUUAUUAGAAAAAGCAGUUUAAUAUAUGUCGUCAUUACUGAUUUUGUGUUAUUCGAUUUGGAUUGUAAACAUGUUAGUAUAAUAUAAUUAUCUUAUAUUAUUAAGAA